This is a messenger RNA of Aspergillus neoniger CBS 115656, 862 nucleotides long. RefSeq names its product AorFlbE. Lineage: Eukaryota; Fungi; Ascomycota; Eurotiomycetes; Eurotiales; Aspergillaceae. The record is from RefSeq and is a predicted model, not a curated record. Bases 82 to 714 code for a protein of 210 amino acids. The transcript is spliced from 2 exons.
CUCCCCCUCCCCUUCCUCACCACUACCACCAACUACCACCAUCCAACAAAUCUCUGCAGACGGCAGAUUAAAUAAAAUAAAAUGCCCGUCUACAUGCUCUACGGCUUUCGCUGGCCGCGCGCCGGCUUUACCGGCAUCCGCGUAUACAUUGUUCUCCACAACCUGGAAGACGCAACAGCCGAAUACCUCCAACAACCCCUAACCAGCGAACUGGUCAUGGAAUCGCUCAAAAAGACCGAACCAAGCAUCGUCUCCCGCCUACCUAACCUCCGCUUCAUCGAGCAAUACGAUCCUGAAGACACAAGCGACGACGCAGUUAGCAAGCCAUACGCCUACGUCGGUGGGAAAGUCAUCUCCAUCCCCGAGGAUGUCGGUCCGACUCCCGAGACGAGCUGGAAACCAGAGGACAUAUUCCAGCAGGAGCCGCUGGAGAAGGACGCCAUGGAGGCCCUGACGGAGUUUCGAGAUAAGUAUGCGGCUGGUGAGCGCAUUGGCUGGUGGAUUGUGUAUAACGGCGAUCCGGAGAGGUGGUUCCCUCACGAUGAGGAGGAAGAUGGGGAUAGUUUCGAUGAUGGGUACGAUGAGGAAGGAAGUUAUGCCGAUGGUGGAGAGUAUGAGAGUGAUCAGACGCAGACGCCGCCGGAGACACCUUCUUCUGCUACGAUGCGAUUCCCCGAGCGGUUGACUCGAUUGUUUGCUAGGCGAACAGCUUGAUGGCCACGGCUAUGGCUAUAUCGCAAUCCUCUAUACGGCUUAUGACGUGUGCGUGGCUAGUUGCUAGCAUUUUGUUUCCACCAGAAAGCGGGUUUGGGUGUUUGGGUUCGUGCAUGUGGUUUCAUUAGCAGUGUUCAUUUUUGGCGUG